Molecule: messenger RNA, 456 nt
Organism: Colletotrichum spaethianum
Lineage: Eukaryota; Fungi; Ascomycota; Sordariomycetes; Glomerellales; Glomerellaceae
Exons: 1
Coding region: 1-456 (151 amino acids)
Source: RefSeq, a predicted model, not a curated record
AUGGAGCAGCACCACCACCAGGAACAACAAAAAGAUCGGCCCGUCGAGCUGAGCCGCGGGGUUUCUUCUCCAAACCUCCCCAAGCACCUCAGCCAUACCGCCGUCAAUCCUGCGCCCGUCAACCCCGCCAACCCCGUCCUCAGAAGCAUCGCCCUCUCGGACGCCGUCACGCCGGGAAUUCACCAGCACACGUACGUCUCGGGCGACAGCUCCCGCUCCCAGUCGCCCAGUUAUUUCCCGCAAGGCGCCGAAGGCCCCAGCUACUUCUCUCUUUCCGACCGUCGACGGGAUCCGCAGCCUUCGUCCCAAUCCCAACCGUCUCAACAAUCGCAACCACAAUCACAACAACAACAACAACAGCAAGCCUCGUCCGCCCAAGACCCCUCGUCGCAGGCACAUAGCAACCUCCCCCAGUCCCCGGGCCCCUCUCCGGCCGCGAUAUCCUCAAACGCAUGA